GGCGCAUUCUGCAUGUACAGCCGUCCACAUAGCGAUUGAACGGCAGCAGAGCAAGCCAGCGGUUCGUGGAGGAGCGCAGCGUUUCCGUGACUUCAAUCACGGCUCUCUCUCGCUCUCGCUCGCUCUCUCUCUCGCUCUCGCUCUCUCUCUCUCUCUCUCUCUCUCUCUCUCGCUCUCUCGCUUUCUCUUCCCUCGCUCCACUCAUGCAUCCUCCUCUCGUGUUUCAGACAUUGCGUGGAUGAGUUUGGAAAAGGAAAAGUUUCACGGCUUUCUCGUCUCGUGCCCCUUUAUUGUAGAGCGGUGGUGGUGGUGGUGACGACGGGGAAAGGCUGUGGCGCAGGGCGACACUGCGGGGUGUCCGGUUUCAUACCGUGCGCUAGGAGCGACUGGGACGGAACGCUCGUCAGCUGGGGGGGCAAAUACAUCGACGCCACCGACGCGAAAGGAACAGGGCUAGAGUCUAGAAGGAGAUAGCCAGCACGUCUAGUGCAGGGGAUACACGGGCAUUGGUGUUUGUUCAACAGAGACGAGAACAACGAGGAUAUUUGACCUUUUUUUUCCAGUCUACCUUUUUUAUUAUUUGUUGUUGUGAAAACACUUCUGACUGGACCAGACUCACAGCUCGUCGCUCGCCGCUAGAUGAACGGGAGUUGGGCACCUCACUUGGUGUGUUGUCUCUGUGAUGCUCUUAGCCCCCUGAGGCCAGAGGAGAAGUGAGUCAGGCCCAGCCCUCCCCCCUUCAUGGGACACCCCCUUACCCAGCAUGCACUGCUGCUCCUGCAGUGCAUGCUGGUCCUGCGACCAGGAGGCGUGGCGGGUCGGAGAGGGCCGGUUCUGCUGCCCGAGUCCCCCUGUUAUAAAACCGAGCACCCUCUGGUGCCACACUCAGAAAUGGAGCCAUGGAUCUUCAGGUUUAAGGCAGAGGGCACGGUGGAUUUCUCACAGCUGACCUUCGACCCCGGCCAGAACGAACUGAUUGUGGGCGCCAGAAAUCAUCUCUUCAGACUCAGUCUGGAAGACCUGACACUUAUUCAGGGGGCAGAGUGGCACUGCGAUGAGUUCACCAAGGGAGCCUGCUUCAGCCGGGGAAAGUCUGAGGAGGAGUGCCAGAACUACAUCCGCGUUCUGCUGGUGAACGGCAACAGGUUGUUUACCUGCGGAACCAACGCCUUCACUCCCAUCUGCACCAACCGAACGCUGACCAACCUGACAGAGAUCCACGACCAGAUCAGCGGCAUGGCGCGCUGCCCCUACAACCCGCGCCACAACUCCACCGCCCUCAUCACGUCCGCCGGCGAGCUCUACGCCGCCACCGCCAUGGACUUCUCGGGUCGCGACCCCGCCAUCUACCGCAGCCUGGGGGGCAUGCCCCCGCUCCGCACCGCGCAGUACAACUCCAAGUGGCUCAACGAGCCCAACUUCGUCUCGUCCUACGACAUCGGCAACUUCACCUACUUCUUCUUCCGGGAGAACGCGGUGGAGCACGACUGCGGGCGCACGGUGUUCUCGCGCGCCGGCCGCGUCUGCAAGAACGACAUCGGGGGCCGCUUCCUGCUCGAGGACACCUGGACCACCUUCAUGAAGGCGCGGCUCAACUGCUCUCGGCCCGGGGAGAUCCCCUUCAACUACAACGAGCUGCAGGGCACCUUCUACCUGCCCGAGAUGGAGCUGCUCUACGGCAUCUUCACCACCAACGUGAACAGCAUCGCUGCCUCCGCGGUGUGCGCCUUCAAUCUCAGCGCCGUCACGCAGGUCUUCAGCGGCCCCUUCAAGUUCCAGGAGAACUCCCGGUCGGCCUGGCUGCCCUUCCCCAACCCCAAUCCAGACUUCCAGUGCGGCACCAUCGACUACGGCUCCUACGUCAACCUGACGGAGCGCAACCUGCAGGACGCCCAGAAGUUCCUGCUGAUGCACGAGGUGGUGCAGCCCGUGGUGCCCGUGCCCUACUUCAUGGAGGACAACGUGCGCUUCACCCACGUGGCCGUGGACGUGGUCCAGGGCAAGGACCAGCUCUUCCACAUCAUCUACCUGGCCACAGACUAUGGCACUAUCAGGAAGGUGCUCUCCCCUCUGAACCAGUCCAUGGGGAACUGCCUGUUGGAGGAGAUUGAGCUGUUCCCUCCCAGGAAGAGGCAGCACAUCCGCAGCCUACUGAUCCUGCACAGCCGCAGCGAGCUCUACGUGGGCGUCCGCGACCAGGUUCUUAAGAUACCGCUGAAGAGGUGCAACUACCACAAGACCAGAGAGUCGUGUGUGGGGGCCAGGGACCCUUACUGCGGAUGGGACCUGGUGCUGAAGAAGUGCACCACUCUGGAGCAGAGUGUUCGGAUGAGCCAAUGGGAGCAGAGCAUCACCAAGUGCCCUGUGCGUAACGUGACGGUGGACGGGGGGCACGGCGCCUGGGCGAGCUGGGCCGCCUGUAGUCAUAACGACGGCGGCAGUGGGGGCGCCUGCCUGUGUCGGACGCGGGCGUGUGAUAAGCCCGCCCCCCAGUGCGGCGGCCAGUCCUGUCAGGGUAUCAGCGUGGAGGUCGCCAACUGUUCACGGAACGGCGCGUGGACCCCCUGGACCCUGUGGUCCCCCUGCAGCACCAGCUGUGGCAUCGGCUUCCAGGUCCGCCAGCGCUCCUGCAGCAACCCCACGCCCCGCCACGGGGGCCGUGUGUGUGUGGGCCAGAACCGGGAGGAGCGGUACUGCAACGAACACCUGCCAUGCCCGGCACACGUCUAUUGGUCGGCGUGGUCGGCAUGGGAACGGUGCACGGUGCCGUGCGGAGGAGGCAUCCAAUCACGACGCAGGACCUGCGAGAACGGAAACGAGUGUCCCGGGUGUAGCCAGGUAUGUCAGACCCGUUUCUUAUGAUAAGAAGAGCGGGGC
This is a messenger RNA of Gadus macrocephalus (Pacific cod), 2877 nucleotides long. RefSeq names its product sema domain, seven thrombospondin repeats (type 1 and type 1-like), transmembrane domain (TM) and short cytoplasmic domain, (semaphorin) 5A (gene sema5a). Lineage: Eukaryota; Metazoa; Chordata; Actinopteri; Gadiformes; Gadidae. The transcript has 15 exons. The coding region runs from base 742 to 2862 and encodes 706 amino acids. The record is from RefSeq and is a predicted model, not a curated record. Gene Ontology annotation, biological process: positive regulation of cell migration; negative regulation of axon extension involved in axon guidance; semaphorin-plexin signaling pathway. Gene Ontology annotation, molecular function: chemorepellent activity; semaphorin receptor binding.